This is a messenger RNA of Nezara viridula (southern green stink bug), 791 nucleotides long. NCBI's taxonomy places the organism in Eukaryota, Metazoa, Arthropoda, Insecta, Hemiptera, Pentatomidae. The record is from the annotation of a GenBank genome assembly.
UAACUUAUCGGAAAAAACAAAUUAAAAUUGAAACAUAUGUUUCUUUUUAGGUUAAAAUUACAUAAUCAUAUGUCAAACAAGUCAAAAUUUAAAAACGUUAGUAUUAAGCAUUACAAAUUUUCUUUUUAAAAAAUUCAGAAGGGGACACCAUGUCAAAAAUAAAAAAAACAGACGUACACAGGUUCAAACGAUACCUAAGGACUCUAAUUGAAGAUGCAGUGAGGACCCAAUGUGAUGGUGUGACUUCGGACGAGGUAACAAAUUACAUUCAAGAAAGGCUGAAGAAAGACGUGCAGAACAGAGUGAACGCCCUGCUGGCGAUGGGAUCGGAAGUCGGCAUGGUGAACAAGAAGGAGGAGGGGAGGUACGUGGUGAAGAAGGGUGCCGGGGAGCUGGAGAAGGCACUCGACAAGUGCUACCGUCCCAAGAAGUUCUGCCCCCCUCCGAUGCCCUGCUGCAACGACCCCUGUCCUCCCGAGGAGUGCAACGCCCCCAAGAAGAGGAAGAAGAAGGUGGAAAAGAACAAGAAGAGCAAGGGCAGCGGCUGCGGGUCCAACGUCUGCAACAUGCACCCCGAGGUGAACCCCGCCUCCCCGGUCUGCCUGUGCCCCCGGGAGGCCGGCUCCCCCAAGUGCUGCAAGAGGAUCAAGAGGUACGCCCACCGCAAGCAGAGGAAGCUGCCUGGCUACAGGGAAGAAAUAUGUGAAAACUACUACUCCGGUUCAGAAGCUUAACUUAAAUGUUCAAUAAAUUGUUUUGUAACAAGGUGUUUCGUCUUCUCUUAUAUUAAC